AUGAAGUGCCAGGGGCGAGGACAUGGGGAGGUCAAGACGAAGCUGAAUCCCGCUUUGAGAUUUGAGAAGAACGGGAGACGGUCCUCCAAGGGGUCUGGGGUGCGGCCGCUUAGGGGUCGGGAACUGCUCCUGGCACUGGACCCCGCCUGGGACAGUCCUCGGGUCGGUCCGGACCUGGGACACCGGGAAGGUUCGAUCACGAAAUUCGCGAGCCCAGAACGGGCACCUGUGGCUGCGUCCUGUGAGCCCUCCCGGUAUGGCGCGCGAGGAGGUGAAGGCUCCAAGGGGCCUCCCGGGCCUCCUGUGAGCCGGGGGCCGGAGCAGGGACCCUGCGCGAAGCCGGCGCCCGUGAUGCCUGUCCCAGCGGAGACGAGGGCGGUGGGGCGCGGGGUGGCCCUGGCGCUUCUGCUGCUGCUCCCCGCCGUGCCUGCCCGCGCGCCGCUGCGGCCCCUGCCCCAGCUGCAGCCCAGCAUGCCCCAUGUUUGUGUGGAGCAGGAGCUGACCCUGGUGGGCCGCCGCCAGCCCUGUGUGCAGGCCUUCAGCCACGUGGUGCCCAUAUGGAAGCCUAGCUGUGGGCCACAGGCGUGGUGCAUCGGGCAUGAGCGGAGGACCAUCUACUACAUGGGCUAUAGGCAGGUCUACACCUCCGAGGCCCGGACCGUGCUCAGGUGUUGCCGAGGGUGGACCCAGCAGCCAGGCGAGGAGGGCUGCCUCUCUGCCCAGUGUCAUACUGGCCUCUGUUUCAAUGGUGGCCACUGCAUGCCAGGCUCAGCCCAGCCGUGUCGUUGUCCACCAGGCUUCCGAGGUCCCCGCUGUCAGCACGAUGUGGACGAGUGCCAAGCACACAACGGUGGCUGCCAGCACCGCUGCGUGAAUACCCCUGGCUCCUACCUCUGUGAGUGCAAGCCUGGCUUCCGGCUCCACACGGACGGCAGGACCUGCCUGGCCAUCAACUCCUGCUCCCUGGCCAAUGGCGGCUGCCAGCACCACUGUAUCCAGCUCACAGCAACCCGGCACCGCUGCCAAUGCCAGCCCGAGUUCCAGCUCCAGGAGGAUGGCAGGCGCUGCAUCCGGAGAAGCCCAUGUGCAGAGAGGAAUGGUGGCUGCAUGCACACGUGCCGGCCGCUCCAAGGUCUUGCCCGCUGUGAGUGCCAUGCGGGCUAUCAGCUGGCGGCCGACCACAAGGCCUGUGAAGAUGUGGAUGAAUGUGCCACCGGGCUUGCUCAGUGUGCCCACGGCUGCCUCAACACUCCCGGAUCCUUUAAGUGUGUGUGCCAUGCAGGCUAUGAGCUGGGUGCUGAUGGCCGCCAGUGCUACCGGAUCGAGAUGGAGAUUGUGAACAGCUGUGAGGCUGACAAUGGCGGCUGUUCCCACGGUUGCAGCCACACCAGCUCGGGGCCACUCUGCACCUGCCCCCGUGGCUACGAGCUGGACAGGGACCAGAAGACUUGCAUCGAUGUGGACGACUGUGUGGAUAGCCCGUGCUGCCAGCAGGUGUGUGCCAACAGCCCCGGCGGGUACGAGUGUGGCUGCUACGCUGGCUACAGGCUCAGCACCGAUGGCUGUGGCUGUGAAGAUGUGGACGAGUGCGCCUCCAGCCGUGGAGGCUGUGAGCACCACUGUACCAACCUGGCCGGCUCCUUCCGCUGUUCCUGCGAGGCUGGCUUCCGGUUGGACGAGGACCGCAGAGGCUGCUCCCCCCUGCAGGAGCCCACGGUGGAGCUGGACAGCCGGCUGCCCUUCGUGCGGCCCCUGCCCCAUGUUGCGGUGCUCCGGGAUGAGCUGCCGCUGCUCUUCCAAGACCACUACGCAGGGGCUGAGGAGGAAGAGGAGGAGGAGGAUGAAGAGGAGGUGGAACUGCGGGCCGAGCACACGCUUGUGGAGAAGUUUGUCUGCCUGGACGACUCCUUUGGCCACGAUUGCAGCUUGACCUGUGAUGACUGCAGGAAUGGAGGGACCUGCCUCCCUGGCCUGGAUGGCUGUGACUGCCCUGCGGGCUGGACUGGGCUCAUCUGCAAUGAGACUUGUCCCCCAGAUACCUUCGGGAAGAACUGCAGCUCCUCCUGCAGCUGUCAGAAUGGAGGAACCUGUGACCCCACGACGGGGGCCUGCCGCUGCCCUCCAGGUGUCAGCGGAGCCCAAUGUGAGGAUGGCUGUCCCAAGGGCUUCUAUGGCAAACACUGUCACAAGAAAUGCCACUGUGCCAAUCGGGGCCGAUGCCACCGCCUCUAUGGGGCCUGUCUCUGCGACCCGGGGCUCUACGGCCGCUUCUGCCACCUUGCCUGCCCGCCCUGGGCCUUCGGACCAGGCUGCUCAGAGGAGUGUCAGUGCGUGCAGCCCCACACCAGGUCCUGUGACAGGAGGGACGGCAGCUGCUCCUGCAAGGCUGGCUUCCGGGGAGAGCGGUGUCAGGCGGUGUGUGAGCCAGGUUCUUUUGGGCUGGAGUGCCGGCAGGCAUGCACUUGCCCACCCGGUGUGGCCUGUGACCCUGUGAGCGGCGAGUGUGGGAAGCAGUGUCCUGCUGGCUUCCAGGGGGAGGACUGUGGCCAAGAGUGCCCGGUGGGGACAUUUGGAGUGAACUGCUCAGGCUCCUGUUCCUGUGAGGGUGCCCCCUGCCACCCAGUCACGGGGCAGUGUCUGUGCCCACCAGGGAAGACAGGGGAGGACUGUGGGGCAGAUUGUCCCGAGGGCCGCUGGGGGCUCGGUUGCCAAGAGAUCUGCCCGGCCUGUGAGCAUGGUGCCCGCUGUGACCCUGAGACCGGAGCCUGCCUGUGCCAACCUGGCUUUGUCGGCAGCCGCUGCCAGGACGCAUGCCCAGGGGGCUGGUUUGGUCCAGGCUGCCAGAUGCGGUGCUCCUGUGCCAAUGAUGGGUACUGCCACCCGGCCACUGGACUCUGUAGCUGUGCCUCUGGGUGGACCGGCCUCAGCUGCCAGCGAGCUUGUGACAGCAGGCACUGGGGCCCCGACUGCAGAUACCCCUGCAACUGCAGUGCCAGCCACGGGAGCUGCGACCCCGUCAGUGGCCUGUGCCUGUGUGAGGCCGGAUAUACGGGCCCGCGGUGUGAGCAGUGGUGUCCCCAGGGCCACUUCGGGCCUGGCUGUAAGCGACGGUGCCAGUGUCAGCACGGAGCAGCCUGUGACCAUGUCAGCGGGGCCUGCACCUGCCCGGCCGGCUGGAGGGGAACCUUCUGCGAGCGCCGCUGCCCAGCUGGCUUCUUUGGCCUGGACUGCCAGAGCACCUGCAACUGCUCUGCCGGGGCUACCUGCGAUGCCACAAACGGCUCCUGCCUCUGUCCCACUGGGCGCUGGGGCCCCCACUGCAGCCAGACCUGCCCGGCCCUCACCUACGGGCACAAUUGCAGCCAGGUCUGCACCUGCUUCAAUGGGGCCUCCUGUGACCCUGUCCACGGGUACUGCCACUGUGCCCCUGGCUGGAUGGGGCCCACCUGCCUGCAGGCCUGCCCCUCUGGCCUGUAUGGCGAGAACUGUCAACAUUCCUGCCUGUGCCAAAACGGAGGGACCUGUGACCCCAUCUCAGGACACUGCUCAUGCCCAGAGGGCUGGGCUGGCCUGGCCUGUGAGAAGGAGUGCCUUCCUGGGAACUUUGAGGCCAGCUGCCAGCACGGCUGCAGCUGCUUCAACGGGAGCCUGUGUGACCAGCACACAGGCCGCUGCCUCUGCCCGGCUGGCUGGACUGGGGACAAGUGUCAGAACCCCUGCCCAUCGGGCUGGUUCGGAGAGGCCUGUGCCCAGCGCUGCCGCUGCCCCCCUGGUGCUGCCUGCCACCACGUCACUGGGGAGUGUCGCUGUCCACCUGGCUUCACUGGUUCUGGCUGCGAGCAGGCCUGUCCGCCUGGCACCUUUGGGGAGGACUGUGGGCAGCUGUGCUAUUGUCCUGGGAAGAACCAGGCCUGCCACCCUGCCACAGGGGCCUGUGUGUGCACUGCUGGUUACCACGGCCCUGGCUGCCAGCACCGUUGCCCGCCUGGGCACUAUGGGCCGGGCUGUAAGCAGAGGUGUGGGUGUCUCAACGGAGGUUCCUGCCACGGGGCUACGGGUGCCUGCCACUGCCCCCCUGGGUUCCUUGGGGCCAACUGCAGCCUCACCUGUCCACAGGGCCGCUCUGGUCCAAACUGUGCCCACGUGUGCAGGUGUGGGCAGAGGGCAGCCUGUGACCCUGUGACCGGCACCUGCAUCUGCCCCCCGGGGAGGGCAGGCAUCCACUGUGAGCAAGACUGCCCCCCAAACCGGUUUGGUGUGGGCUGUGAGCAAGUGUGCUCCUGCAGAAACGGGGGCCUGUGCCACACCACCAAUGGCAGCUGUUCCUGUGGCCUGGGCUGGACAGGGCCCCACUGUGAGCUAGCUUGCCCCUCUGGACACUAUGGUGCCGACUGCCGCCUGGAAUGUUCCUGCCAUAACAACAGUACCUGUGAGGCCACAACGGGUGCUUGCCGCUGCAGCCCUGGCUUUUACGGCCAGGCCUGCGAGCACUCUUGUCCCCCCGGCUUCCAUGGGGCUGGCUGCCAGAGGGUAUGUGAGUGUCAACACGGAGCUACCUGUGACCCCACCAGCGGCCGGUGUCUUUGCCCUGCCGGCUUCCAGGGCCAGUUCUGUGAGAGGGGUUGUGAGCUGGGUUCAUUUGGAGAGGGCUGUCGUCAGCAGUGUGCCUGUGAUGGGGGGGCACCCUGUGACCCCAUCACUGGCCUCUGCCUUUGUCCACCUGGGCGCUCAGGAGCCACGUGUAGCUUGGAUUGCAGAAGGGGCCAUUUUGGGCCUGGCUGUGCCCUGCGCUGUGAUUGUGGGGGUGGGGCCGACUGUGACCCUGUCAGCGGGCAGUGCCGCUGUGUGGAUGGUUACACGGGGCCCAUGUGUCAGGAAGGUGGGCCCCCCCAGCUGCCUGAAAGCCUGUCCCCACCCCAGGGCCCAGCAACCGGCCUUCCCGCCUCCAACAGACCCGUGCGCAGCAGCAGGGCAGCAGAGCCCUAGCUCAGGGAUGGCCCCCGGGGGCCCCACUUUCCAAGGUGCAGCCUGAAGGAACCUGGGCCUUUGGUGGUGACUAAGGAGAGACAGUGUCUGGGCCCAGGACUUCUGGCCCUACCCUUCUUUCUCUGUGGACAACUGUGAGGCCUCUCACUCUGGGAAGGUCAUGCCCUUGGGCAGAGUGGCCCUGCCCUGCCCUGCCUGGCUCUGUGGGACCCUGGCGAAUGGACCACCUUCAGCCACACUGGGCAUCGGUGUGCUGAGGACACCCUGUCCUCCCUGCAGCCCCAGACUGAGGGCAAGUAUGAGGGCAGGCCUGGGCUGCCACCCUCCAACAGUU
This is a messenger RNA of Otolemur garnettii (small-eared galago), 5320 nucleotides long. RefSeq names its product multiple EGF like domains 6 (gene MEGF6). The record is from RefSeq and is a predicted model, not a curated record. Gene Ontology annotation, molecular function: calcium ion binding; protein binding. NCBI's taxonomy places the organism in Eukaryota, Metazoa, Chordata, Mammalia, Primates, Galagidae.